This is a messenger RNA of Candidula unifasciata, 839 nucleotides long. Lineage: Eukaryota; Metazoa; Mollusca; Gastropoda; Stylommatophora; Geomitridae. The record is from the annotation of a GenBank genome assembly.
AUGAUGGACACUGUGUGCAUGCGGUCAAGCAAUACCUGUGUGGGGACUAGGGACUCCUCGCUACUUCUUUCACCUGAGAUGGCUGGCAGUAGUUCCACUCUGACUAAAUUAUCACCACAAGCCAGCACCAUCAACUCAUCAACGUCACCAAAACAGAACAGCAACAACAACAAUCAUAACAACACAGUGAAUAAUAACAAAAGCACAAACAUCAGCAACAAUAGCAACAGCAGCAGCUCAAAGCCAUCGUCCCCAGCCGCUACCGGAAACUCGGAGCUGUCCGGCAAGAACUUGUCCUUCUCCCCCGAGCAGGUGGCCUGUGUCUGCGAGGCCCUGCAACAGAAGAACGACAUUGACCGCUUGUCCAGGUUCUUGUGGUCGCUACCGCCCAGCGAACUGCUCAGGGGCAGCGAAGCUGUUCUCAAAGCCAGAGCUACAGUGGCUUUUCACCGAGAGAACUACCGCGAGCUCUACUCUAUUCUAGAGAGCCACACCUUUGACAGCUCCAAUCACGCAUUCCUCCAACAGCUCUGGUAUAAGGCCCAUUAUCUAGAGGCCCAGAAAAUUCGAGGCCGACCUCUAGGGGCCGUGGAUAAAUACAGACUUCGGCGGAAGUACCCCUUGCCCAAGACCAUCUGGGAUGGCGAAGAAACCAUCUAUUGCUUCAAGGAGAAGUCCCGUCAAGCGCUGAAGGAUUGCUACAAGCAGAACAGGUACCCGACGCCGGACGAGAAACGGAAUCUAGCUAAAAAGACUGGCCUGACACUGACCCAGGUCAGUAACUGGUUCAAGAACAGACGACAAAGAGAUCGGACCCCUCACUCAAUACCGCACAUGCA